AAAAUUACCAACAUUUUGAUCAUGAUCAAGAUGAUAGAUUACCACCACUCUCAAUAACUGAUGUAACAGCCAAUUCAAAUGAAAGUAAAUCAGAAACAACAACAGCACCACGUAUACUUAAAACUGAAAUAUUAGAUUGGCUUCGAUCAGAUUUUGAUGAUAUUGAUAUGGGUUCAACAACAACAACAGUUGCAAGUGAUCGUGUUACACGUUCGAUGAAAAAAUUAUGUGUUGAAGAAAAUAAAGAUGAAUUAGAAAGUAAAGAUUUGAUUCACGUUGAAUAA
Rotaria sp. Silwood2 is the source of this 284-nucleotide messenger RNA. The record is from the annotation of a GenBank genome assembly. Lineage: Eukaryota; Metazoa; Rotifera; Eurotatoria; Philodinida; Philodinidae.